Messenger RNA from Bactrocera dorsalis (oriental fruit fly), 2930 nucleotides. RefSeq names its product coiled-coil domain-containing protein 13. NCBI's taxonomy places the organism in Eukaryota, Metazoa, Arthropoda, Insecta, Diptera, Tephritidae. The coding region runs from base 280 to 2223 and encodes 647 amino acids. Gene Ontology annotation, biological process: non-motile cilium assembly; cytoplasmic microtubule organization. The transcript is spliced from 4 exons. Gene Ontology annotation, cellular component: centriolar satellite. The record is from RefSeq and is a predicted model, not a curated record.
GUAAUCAUCCACUAUUGACAAAAUUGUUUCCUUCUGUCUCCCAAUUGCUGGCAUCGCUGACAUUUCCGCUCAAGUCAAAGGAACUUUUCCAUUAACAAUAGUAAGUGACAGCUAAAUUUAAAUUUUAAAGAAAAAUUUAAAACGUUUUUUCAAUUUUCGAUCAGGAACUCCGCAUAUAUUUCUUAUUACGCUAUACAAUUAUAACAGCAAUAUAUUUUUUUAUUUGUUGCCUAUUUUCUAUAAAUAUUUAGAUAAAUAUAACAAUAUAUUUUAUACGAAAUGGAUGUUAUACAGAAAAUGGAUCAGGCGACAGUCACUGAGACGCCCAAGGCCAAGCGUCGCUCAAAGGAGAAAUUGGCUAAGAUUAUUGAGGACGCAAUGGCCGGCAAUGAUGACCUUAGCAACGCUGGGGGAGGUAAAAAGGGAGCCAAGAUACAUCUAAAACAAAAGGUAGUCCUGCUGUCGGAAGAGAACCAAAAUCUGAGCAAAGCUAUCAACGUGAAAAAUGCGGAGAUAACAGAUUUGAAGCGAUCAGUCCAAUCGCUAAAUGAGGUUCUCAACUCGGUGCCCAUCGAUGAAUUGCGUUGUAAUUCGUCUAUAGCGAGUUCCAAAUUAUUAGAGUUAAGCAAGAAAAAUCGCUUGCUGCGAGCCGAACUGGAAAGCACCAAGAAUAAAGUUAACAAAAAAGAGUUGCAAAUCCAAAAGCUGGAGCGAGACUUAAAACUUCUCGAGGAUAAGCUGCACAAAGGAACCACUGAAACUCCAAAGGAGCCGUCAGAUGAGUUGCGGGUUAAAUUGAACUCUAUUCAGCAGAAGCUCUUCGAGACACGCAAUAAAAAUACCGAAUUACAAAACCAACUGAAACUCGCACAAAAGUGUCUGCAGCAGGAAAUCGGAGAGAACUUUAACUUGGCUACAAUGGCGUCGCAGACACAGAACUCCAACUGGCGCGGACGCGCCCAGCAAAUCAUACAUCUACAGCAGAAAGUUCACGAAUUAAAAGAGCGCCUGGAAAUCGUAGACAGGCAGUACGCGGAGGAUAGUCCCAUCACCUUUGCCACCGAUGAUGUUCCGCAUGCUGAUUUGACAGCCUCACACACAGCAAAGAGCGGUGCACGAUCGGCGGGUGGACACGCGGAAGCAAACGUUGCGUCGAAUGUCAGCGCCACCUCCUUCGAUCGCUACAACACAGUCGUGCGAAAAACCGAGAUAUUGCAUCGCGCCAAGGUGGAGGGUCUAGAGAAAGAGAUUGCUUCACUUAAAGCGCAACUAGAAGAGCAGCGAGGCAAGGUGUUGGCACUGAAAGUGCGAAACAAGACGCUCAACGACGAAGUCUUGAAGUACAAAGUAAAAGCGAGUUCCCUGGAAGAACAAACCGAUUAUAACGGCUUGAAUCUGGCGAAUAUGAAUGAGAAAAUGAAUGUGCAGCGCUACCACUAUGAAAGCCGUUUGGAAGAGAUGGCGAGACAGCUAAACGACCUGAAGCGCAUACAUAAGGACGGUGCCUUUCGUGAGGAGGAAUUGCGACUGAAAUUGGAAAACAUGGACAAUUUGUUACAAAGCAAAGAAACACACAUCGAAGACUUGAAUCAGACAAUAACGCGUUUGGAAACUGAUCUGAAAGCCUUGUCUGGAGGUUUUCUGUUCUCAUGCCGCGAACUACGCAAGGAAGAAUUCAUAACUAUACUCGACUCGUUGGAAGCCGAGAAGAAUGAACUGCUUAAACAUAACAAAACACUCGUUGAACGCAGCGAGCAGGAUCGUGCAAAGAACGACGCAUUGCACGAACAGCUGGCCAAACAGAAGGUGCGCCUUUCGCGCAUGGAAGCGCGUAUGCGUGAGCUGGAGAAGGAACUUGAGCUACAAUCCGAACGGAAGAAGCGCUCGCAACGCAUCGCGGACUACGUGAGCAGUGUGAAUUCAACCGCAUCGAUGGGCACUUUCGUUUUUGAGAAUACUUCGCAAAAUGCUUUAUCACAAAGGGCCAUCGAUGAGUUCACACCCGCACAGGUGUACCAAAUGAAGCAUGAGCUCGAAUAUGCCCAGGAAAAGUUAGCAUACAUGAGCGAGAAGCUGGCGCAUCUGCAGGAGGAAAAGGAGAACGACGCGCGCUCUUUUGCGGAGAUUAUCAACAGCUCCAAAGGUGUCGUGCUCGAGACAAUAUUGGGCAAUCGCAGCAAUGCUUCGCUGUCCGUGGAGAUCAGCACUGGCACAUCGGUGUAGCUUCAGCUCCAGCUAGUGAGGAGCGAUGGCUUAUGCAAAAAUCUUUACCAUCUCCAACUCGAAAUUGUGUAAAAUUUUGUUCGUAGUGCUUCCAUAAUUCAGUUUCUUCCGACCAGCUGAGGGAAACCGCUGUUCCUUGCAGGCAGCGCCAUUUUAUUAUGCAAAUAUGCGAACAACUUUUUUGGCAUAUUUUCACAUUCAAAUUACUAGUAACGUGGCUUUUGAUAAAUAAAACAAAUAUUUCAAGUUUUAUUGAACUUAUUUUUAUUUAUGUUUUAUUGCUAUUUCAAUUAUUUUUACGCACCCUACGUUUGGAAAAUUUACUAAUUUUUGUUCGAUACUGUUGCGAUCUUCGUUUUCGAAGUUUUAUAUAUGAUUUAACUCAGUUACAUUUAAUGUUGCAUGUAUUGUGAUCUUUAGUUGAAUACUUUUUGUAGUUCGUGGUAAGUGAAAAACUCACUGUUUGGAAAUAUUUAGUUUAGUAUUGAAUAGUUCGUUUUCGCAUUAUGCUUUUACUUUUAGGAUGUACUAUUAGUUUAUACUUAGAUAUAUAUUUGUUUUCAGAAAGACUAAGACAAGACUAAAAAAUUUUGAAAACUUUGCUUUUAUUUGACUUAAAAAGUUUUUAGUUUUUUUUAGUUUUUAAUUAUAAUUUAUUUAUUUGGCAAUCAUUCGAAAAUAUGAGGAUCAAAGAUUAAAUAAAAUAA